AUGCUUAUCCCAUACAUUCUUACCUUUACUACCAUAGUUCUGUGCGUAGAUGCACAUCAACCUGCGGAGUUGUUUGAUGCCUUCGAGGAAUUUAUUGCUGGAUUACUGCAGCCUUGGUCUAUAGUGGCUUCAGGAAAUAGCUCGGCGGUGUCGCCAGACGUUAUUGGCCGAGUCAACAUGAUGAUGACGUUAAACGGCAUUGAGAGUAAUACUGGUAGGCCCUAA
Guyanagaster necrorhizus is the source of this 225-nucleotide messenger RNA. RefSeq lists its product as uncharacterized. The transcript is spliced from 3 exons. Lineage: Eukaryota; Fungi; Basidiomycota; Agaricomycetes; Agaricales; Physalacriaceae. Bases 1 to 225 code for a protein of 74 amino acids. The record is from RefSeq and is a predicted model, not a curated record.